Molecule: messenger RNA, 538 nt
Organism: Paramecium octaurelia
Lineage: Eukaryota; Ciliophora; Oligohymenophorea; Peniculida; Parameciidae
Source: the annotation of a GenBank genome assembly
AAUGAUGAAAACAAUUUAACUUCCCAAAAAUCUUAGUACACUCAACGAUAUUCUACCAACAAAAAAGUACUACAAUGAAAAUAAAGAAAAUGAAUAUGAAUCAGUUAGAUAUAGCGUUUAAGCUUCUAAACUAAUGCCAAUAAAUAGAAAAUCCGUCUUUAAUUCUUGCAUUGAAUAUGAGAAAAGAUUCUACAGAAUUUCUUCUGUUCAUGAAUAAAUACUGCCAACCCUACCUUCUGAAUACAAAUAACCAAAAAUGUUAUCGAGACGUAGGCCUAGUAGUUAAUAUAAAGAAGAGGAUAUAAAUUUAGAAAGAAGAGCCCAAGCCAUUGUCCCAAGAAAAUAGUUACAAAAAUAAUUAUUUGAAUAGCAUCCUUUGCCCAAACCUAUUCUAAAGAAAUAAAUGAGCAAUCUUCCUCAUUUAUACCGCAAAGUAAAUGAUUCUGAAAGAUAAGAAAAUAAUAAAUCAAAAUAUCAUUAAUCUCCAAAUAAUUAGGCCCGUAGGAAUAUUAGAAAAUAAAUUACUACAUAAUAAUGA